Protopterus annectens (West African lungfish) is the source of this 7414-nucleotide messenger RNA. RefSeq names its product DS cell adhesion molecule (gene DSCAM). Lineage: Eukaryota; Metazoa; Chordata; Ceratodontiformes; Protopteridae. Gene Ontology annotation, cellular component: axon; plasma membrane. The transcript is spliced from 33 exons. Gene Ontology annotation, molecular function: cell-cell adhesion mediator activity. The record is from RefSeq and is a predicted model, not a curated record. The coding region runs from base 712 to 6786 and encodes 2024 amino acids. Gene Ontology annotation, biological process: homophilic cell-cell adhesion; dendrite self-avoidance; axon guidance.
GACACUGUCGCCUGAAUACAACCACCUAAAGCCGAAUACAAGCUCAUUAUGUUUUCUCCUUGAAUCUACCUGCUUCUGCUUUCUGUCUGCAUGUAUCUUCCUGCACCUUUAAGACUGCAGCGUGUUUUGGCAUUGGUAGCAGCCUGUGAUAGGGUUAAUAGUUUGUUCUGUAAUGCUCAGAGGCAGAGAGGGUUAGCUGAGGGAUCAAUGUGAUUAAAGCUGCAGAAGAGCGAAGAUGUGCCUGCGUGCCUCCUUUAUGCCUGGAUGUGGAUGAAGAUUUUUUUUUUACUUUUUUUUGCUAUUCAGAUUUGGAGACUAAAAGCAGCAGAUGUGGACUGGAAUGCCAUUUUUUCACACACCUUAUUUUUUUUUCCUUUUUCUUACUUUUCACCUGUGGACUUACUGGUGUCUAUCUGUGCUAGCAUCACAGCUGGUUUCAACACUGGCACUUUCCUCUAUGCACAAUAUCUGAGCAGAAAAGCAAGAGGCAGAAGAAAAGAAACAACAAGAAAGAAAAACUACUUUGCUUUAAAGACAAUCAAAUACAUACACGCAUUCUGCAAGCAGCCACAGAGCUACCAGCAAAAUCAGCUGGACUGAUCUCCCUUAGCUUGCAACUCUAACCUUGCAACUGACAAAUAGGGAAAUAGAAGGCAAGAGGAAAGUGAGCAGAGCCAAGCACACAGCUGGGAGGAGAGAAAGGAGCAGGGCAUGUGGAUAUUGGCUAUCUUCUUUUUCCAGAGCAUCGUGAAUGUUUUCAGUGAUGAUCUACCUGCCAGCCUUUAUUUCGUCAAUGCAUCUUUGCAAGAGGUAGUGUUUGCCAGCACCACAGGGACAUUGGUGCCCUGUCCAGCAACAGGAAUCCCUUUGGUGGCUCUCAGAUGGUACCUCGUGACAGGAGAAGAAAUCUAUGAUGUCCCUGGGAUCCGCCAUGUCCACCCUAAUGGCACUCUCCAAAUCUUUCCCUUUCCCCCUUCAAGCUUUAAUAACUUAAUCCAUGAUAAUAUUUACUAUUGCACAGCUGAAAAUCCUUCAGGGAAAAUCAGAAGUCAGGAUGUUCAUAUUAAGGCCGUUUUACGGGAGCCCUAUACGGUCCGAGUGGAGGACCAGAAAGCCAUGAGAGGCAAUGUAGCGGUCUUCAAGUGCAUUAUCCCCUCCUCUGUGGAGGCAUACAUCACUGUUGUCUCAUGGGAGAAAGACACAGUUUCACUUGUCUCAGGAUCUAGAUUUCUUAUCACAUCCACUGGAGCCUUGUAUAUUUUGGAUGUGCAGCACGAAGAUGGAAUGUGUAACUACCGAUGUAUUACACGGCACAAAUAUACUGGAGAAACCAGACAGAGCAACAGUGCCCGGCUCAUUGUAUCUGCUCGAGUGGAUUCAGCUCCCAUCAUUCUGGAUAGCUUUGAACAUCGAAAAGCAAUGGCUGGAGGGCGAGUGGAGUUACCAUGCAAGGCAUCUGGAUACCCAUCACCCAAGUAUCGUUGGCUGAAAAAUACUGUGCCACUGGAACCAGAUACAAGAUUUAGGCAGACAGUUGUUGGACUACUAAUUGAAAACACACAGCCCGCAGACUCGGGAAAUUAUAUUUGCGAAGUGUGGAAUAGUCAUGGAAAUGCUGAGGUGGUUGGACGACUUUAUGUGAAACAGCCACUAAGUGCUACAAUCAGCCCACGUAAAGUGAAGAGCAGUAUAGGAGGUCAGGUCUCCCUUUCCUGUGCUGUGACAGGAGCUGAAGACUUCGAACUAUCUUGGUACAGAAAUGGUGAAAUCAUCAGUCCUGGAAACAAUGUGAAAAUUAGUGGAAAUAACAACGAGAAGCUAGUACUGGAUGGCAUGACCAAAAGCGAUGGAGGGGCGUACCAGUGCUUUGUAAGAAAGGAUAAGAUGUCUGCCCAAGAUUACGUGCAGGUUAUUCUCGAAGAUGGAACGCCCAAAAUCGAAACUCCCUUUAGUGAAAAGGUAGUAAACCCUGGAGAACAGGUUUCCUUGAUGUGUAUUGUAAAAGGGACCCCACUGCCAACUGUAACUUGGACCCUUGAUGAGGAUACAAUCACCAAAGACAGCAGUCACCACUUCAGCCAGAUAAUUACAUCCCAGGGUAAUGUGAUCAGCUACUUGAAUAUCUCCAAUGCUCAGGUCCAGGAUGGUGGAGUCUACCGCUGUGCUGCAAACAACUCUGCAGGAGUCGUCACAUACCAGGCUCGAAUAAACGUAAGAGGUCCAGCAAGCAUUCGGCCAAUGAAAAACAUUACUGCAAUAAAUGGUUGGGAUACUUAUAUUCAUUGUCGUGUGAUUGGUUAUCCUUACUAUUCAAUCAAGUGGUACAAGAAUUCCAAUCUGCUGCCUUUCAAUCAUCGACAGGUUGCUUUUGAGAACAAUGGAACAUUGAAACUGUCCAAAGUCCAGAAGGAUGAGGAUGAAGGAGAGUAUACCUGCCAUGUUCAAGUCCAGCAACAACUUUCUACAAGUCAGAGUGUGCAUGUGACAGUGAAAAUUCCACCUUAUAUCCAGCCUUUUGAGUUUCCAAGGUUCUCCAUUGGUCAACGAGUCUUCAUUCCAUGUGUCGUAAUCUCAGGGGACUUGCCUAUUACAAUCACCUGGCAGAAGGACAGGAAACCAAUACCAGCAAGCCUCAAUGUCACCAUUGACAACAUUGACUUCACCAGCUCCUUACGGAUAUCCAAUCUCUCUCUGAUGCACAAUGGGAAUUAUACUUGCAUUGCCAGGAAUGAUGCAGCAGCUGUGGAGCACCAAAGUCAAUUAAUUGUGCGAGUUCCUCCUCGAUUUGUGGUACAGCCAAGUAAUCAGGAUGGAAUUUAUGGAAAAUCAGUUAUCCUGAAUUGUUCAGCAGAGGGUUAUCCUGUACCUACAAUUAUGUGGAACUACUCAAAAGGUGCAGGUGUUCCACAGUUUCAGCCCAUUUCACUCAAUGGCCGUAUCCAGCUUCUUACCAAUGGAUCUUUACUUAUUAAGCAUGUUCUGGAAGAGGACAGUGGUUUCUACCUUUGCAUGGUCAGCAAUGAUGUGGGAGCAGAUGUCAGCAAGUCCAUGUUUCUCACUGUAAAAAUUCCUGCCAUGAUUACUUCCUAUCCAAAUCCUACAUUGGCAACACAGGGUCAGAAGAAUGAAAUGAGCUGUACAGCCCAUGGUGAAAAGCCCAUAAUAAUACGAUGGGAAAAAGAAGAUCGCAUAAUUAAUGCCGAAAUGCCUAGAUACCAAGUAUCGACAAAGGAAGUCGGAGAGGAGGUUAUCUCAACAUUGCAGAUACUGCCAACUUUACGAGAAGACUCUGGCUUCUUUUCCUGCCAUGCCCUUAACUCAUAUGGAGAAGACCGAGGAAUAAUCCAGCUCACUGUACAAGAACCUCCAGAUCCACCUGAGAUUGAAAUUCGUGGUGUAAUAGCACGCAGUAUUGCCCUAAGGUGGACAAUGGGAUUUGAUGGAAACAGUCCAAUUACAGGCUAUGACAUUGAAUACAAGAAUAAAUCAGAUUCUUGGGCUUCCGUUCAGAGAACCAAAGAUGUUUCCCCUCAGCUCAACCAGGCUACCAUCAUCGACCUUCACCCCUCAUCGACAUAUAAUAUUCGAAUGUAUGCAAAGAAUGGAAUUGGCAAGAGUGAGGCCAGCAAUGAGCUCACGAUCACAACAGAAGAAGCAGCUCCAGAUGGCCCACCUCAGGAUGUUCAGUUAGAAGCUAUAUCCUCACAGAGCAUAAAGGUCACUUGGAAAAGUCCAGAAAAGCAUCUGCAAAAUGGAAUAAUCCGUGGCUACCAGAUUGGCUUCCGGGAGUACAGCACUGGAGGGAACUAUCAGUUUACUAUAAUUACAAUUGACACCACGGGGGACAGUGAAGUUUACACUCUGGAUAACCUGAAAAAAUUCACCCAGUACGGCGUGGUUGUACAAGCCUGUAAUCGUGCAGGAACAGGGCCCUCCUCUCAGGAACUCAUUGCUACAACACUUGAAGAUGUGCCAAGUCGUCCACCUGAAAAUGUCCAAGCUUCUGCUAAAUCUCCAGAGACAAUCUCUUUGAGUUGGUCAACACCUUCUAAAGAAACACUAAAUGGUAUUCUGCUUGGAUUUCGAGUAAUUUAUUGGGCAAAUCUGCCAGAUGGAGAGUUGGGAGAAAUUAAGAAUGUUACUACCAUGCAACCUUCCCUUGAACUGGAUCGCCUGGAGAAAUACACGAAUUAUAGCAUCCAAGUACUGGCGUUCACUCGUGCUGGAGAUGGAGUGAGAAGUGAGCAGAUUUUUAUUCGCACCAUGGAAGACGUUCCAGGUCCCCCUGCAGGAGUAAAGGCAGCAGCAGCAUCUGGUUCGGUUGUUUAUGUGUCAUGGCUUCCACCCGUCAAACUAAACGGCAUCAUCAGGAAGUAUACCGUUUUCUGCUCUCAUCCUUACCCAACAGUAAUCAGUGAAUUUGAAGCAUCUCCCGAUGUCUUUUUCUACAAAAUACCCAAUCUGAGUCGUAACAGACAAUAUAGUAUCUGGGUGGUUGCUGUUACAUCAGCAGGGAGAGGAAACUCCAGUGCAAUUAUCACAGUAGAACCAAUAGCUAAAGCUUCUGCCAAAAUUCUUACAUUCAGUGGCACAGUUACCACACCAUGGAUGCGUGACAUUGUGCUGCCCUGCAAAGGAGUUGGCGAUCCAUCCCCAACUGUCAAGUGGAUGAAGGAUAGUAACGGGACACCCAGCCUAGUGAUGACUGAUGGGCGAAGGAGUAUCCAUAACAAUGGCAGUUUUGUAAUCCGUACUGUGAAGGCUGAGGAUUCAGGAUACUACCGCUGUGUAGCAAGCAACAACUGGGGAGCAGAUGAAAUUGUCCUGAAUUUGCAGGUCCAAGUUCCACCUGACCAGCCGCGGCUUACAGUUUCGAAAACAACCUCCUCCUCAAUCACACUGUCAUGGAUACCUGGGGAUAAUGGUGGAAGUUCUAUUAGAGGCUAUAUUCUUCAGUACUCAGAAGACAACAGUGAACAGUGGGGCAGCAUUCCCAUAAGUCCUAGUGAGCGUUCUUACCGGUUAGAGAAUCUGAAAUGUGGGACGUGGUAUAAAUUUACACUGACUGCUCAGAAUGGUGUGGGUCCUGGAAGGAUCAGUGAGAUUAUUGAAGCUAAAACAUUGGGGAAAGAACCACAGUUUUCAAAAGAACAAGAGCUGUUUGCUAGCAUCAACACAACUCGUGUUCGUCUGAACCUGAUUGGCUGGAACGAUGGUGGUUGCCCUAUCACAUCAUUUACUCUUGAAUACAGACCUGUUGGGACUGCAGUUUGGACAACAGCCCAACGAACUUCACUGUCAAAAUCAUACAUUCUUUAUGACCUUCAGGAAGCUGUGUGGUACGAACUGCAGAUGAGGGUGUGCAAUAGUGCUGGAUGUGCAGAAAAGCAAGCCAAAUUUGCAACACUCAACUAUGAUGGCAGUACAAUCCCUCCUCUAAUAAAAUCAGUGGUCCAGAAUGGUGAUGGACUGGCUACAAAUGAGGGACUUAAGAUGCUGGUCACCAUUUCCUGCAUCAUUGUUGGGAUCUUGUUGCUUUUUGUUCUUCUGAUGAUCUUAAGGAGAAGAAGAAGAGAACAAAGACUGAAACGACUCAGGGAUGCAAAGAGUCUAGCUGAAAUGCUAAUGAGUAAAAACACCAGGACAUCAGAUACACUGAACAAGCAGCAGACUCUAAGAAUGCACAUCGAUAUUCCCCGCGCUCAAUUACUAAUAGAGGAGCGGGACACUAUGGAGACAAUCGAUGACAGAUCCACAGUUUUGCUAACAGAUGCUGAUUUUGGAGACCCGUCAAAACAGAAGUCAUUAACAGUUACCCAUACAGUUCAUUACCAGUCAGUCUCACAAGCUACUGGCCCCUUAGUGGAUGUAUCCGAUGCACGCCCAGGAACAAAUCCCACAACUCGCAGAAAUGCAAAGGCAGGACCCACAACGAGGAAUAGAUAUGCAAGUCAAUGGACACUCAACAGACCCCAUCCUCCAAUAUCUGCACACACACUUACUACAGAAUGGAGACUAGCAACCCCUCGGCCUACAGGAUCAGUGGACAAAGAGAGUGACAGCUACAGUGUUAGCCCUUCCCAGGAUACAGACAGAGCAAGGAGCAGUAUGGUGUCCACAGAAAGUGCCUCAUCCACAUAUGAAGAGCUUGCAAGGGCCUAUGAACAUGCAAAGAUGGAGGAACAGCUGAGACAUGCCAAGUUCACAAUCACAGAGUGCUUUGUAUCAGACACAUCAUCUGAGCAGCUCACGGCAGGGACAAAUGAGUACACAGACAGUAUGACUUCUAGUACCCCGUCAGAAUCUGGUAUCUGCAGAUUCACUGCAUCGCCUCCAAAACCACAAGAUGCAGGACGGGUAAUGAAUAUGGCAGUCCCUAAAGCACAUCGACCAGGAGGCGAUCUUGUGCAUCUACCACCAUAUCUCAGAAUGGAUUUUUUAUUAAAUCGUGGUGUUUCAGGCCACAGUCGAGACUUAAGUUUAGGACAGACAUGCCUGGAACCACAAAAAAGUCGCACAAUGAAACGUCCACCAGUCUUGGAACCAAUACCCAUGGAAGCAGCCACACCCAGAGAAAUACAGUCAUGGCAGUCCAGUUCCACAGCAACAACAACAACAACAACAGCAACAACAACAACAACGACAACAACAACAACUAUACCUCAGCGAGAGGGGGCUGAACUAGGACAGGCAGCUAAAAUGAGUAGCUCCCAAGAAUCUCUUCUAGACUCCCGGGGCCACUUAAAAGCAAACAACCCAUACGCAAAGUCAUACACUUUAGUAUAACGAAGAGUGUGUGACUGGACAAUGGCUGUAAAUAAAUACUUUAAAAAUAAAUUAAAGCUACCUUUUUUUACUAAAUUUCAAUAUUUAUAAUUAAAGAAGAUUGCCAAAAUAUUAAAAAAAAAUAUGCAGACAGUGCAAAGACUUUCCUGCUAUUUUCUGUCUGGAUGUGAGAUACGUCUGACUGGAUGUCUGUUUCUUUUUUAAAUGUCCAGCCUUCCUACAUUUGCAGGUUGUUGAAAGUUUUUUUACUACAUUUCAUCCAAAAUAUAUGGGAGAUUGAUGAAGUCUUUUGAGUGAAAUGUAAACGACAAAAAACAUUAACAAAUCUUAUUUUCUUAAUAGAAAGGAAAACCAAAAUUCAUAGUCCUUGUGGAUCAAACAGGCAUCCUAUUGAUUCUGGAGAAAUAAGGUCUAUUAUCAUGACUGCACUUUUUUUUUAACUAGGAAACUGUUUUUCAUUAUUUUUUCCAUUUUUUAUUUAUUUUUUGUUUUUGGUUGUUGUUGAUGUUUAUUAGGAUGAGUGCUAUCAGUGCUGGGAAAUAGAUUUUUUUCUAAUUUAAUGGGACACUCUUUGCAUUUUGUCUAUGCGAAAUAAAGGAAGGGAUUUCUGCCUUUAUAUUUGCAUUCA